Messenger RNA from Leptomonas pyrrhocoris, 1255 nucleotides. RefSeq lists its product as hypothetical. Bases 323 to 1255 code for a protein of 310 amino acids. NCBI's taxonomy places the organism in Eukaryota, Euglenozoa, Kinetoplastea, Trypanosomatida, Trypanosomatidae. The record is from RefSeq and is a predicted model, not a curated record. The transcript has a single exon.
AGCAUCCACCGGCAACUGCGAACCGAGAGCUCAAGAAAGCGGCCUUCGCGAACGGAGUCUUUCAACGAGCACAGAGCACGUCCGUUCAUUCCUUCUUUGCAGCUUCACGUCCGGCUAGCCUGCCGCCUCCACCAUCAGCAUGGUGUACGCCUCCGUCGGCGGCAACGGCGGCCCCUCCACGCCCCCCGAGCCGCAUCACGGAGAGGAAGAGGACAGAAACGGGGACCCUCACAGUAAUCAUCCUCAUCAUCAUUCACCGGUGCGACGGGAGUCGGUGGAAAGCCUCCGCCGCGCAGUGGAGGCGCAGGAGACACACGUGUGGAUGCUGCGGACACGCAAAGCGGCACGGGAGCGACUGCUCGCGCGCAUACAAAGUCUGCUGGCCAGGGGAGAUGUCCUCGAGGCGCACCCUGCCGUAGAGCGCAUGGUGCGACAGGCGGAGGAGAGUCUGGAGCAGCUUGUGCAAGCGGAAGGCCUCGCUGCCACCUCCCCGACAACGUCGUUGACGGCAGGAGGAAGGCGCGGGGACACGGAGGAAGGGGCGGAAUCGAUGGGUCUGGAUAGCUCUGCUGAUGCGGCGGUUGACUCGGUAGCUCGUAUUUUUAACAGCGGGGUGGAGGCGCAGCUGGCGGCGGUGGCGGGCGAUCCGCUGCCUCCGUGCCCGGCAUCCACCGAACUCCUCUUUGAGGCGCCGGUGGGCCGGAAAAGUCGGCAGAAGAAGACAGAGGCAAAGCGACGAGGGCGUGCGAGGAGGAAAAGAGGAGCGAAGCAUGUGGACUCCGCAGAAGCACCGGCACGGGGGUCACACGAAGACCCCACACCGCCCUCUAUUGUCUACGGCGCAACCACCAAGGCGCUGUUGGCAAAAUCAGCUUCGAGAGAAGAGGCGGGCCGCGCCGCGAUGGCGACGGCGUUGGAGUCUCUUCAGCGUGUACUGCAGGCAGGCCCGGGAGUGACCAACGCAGCACACACUGUCGCAGGUACAACUACGACUCCGCCUGCGUGGUUGCUGGUGGAGGAAGAGGUCGGUGUCCGCGUAGCGCAGGAUGCGACGCCACCGUCACCGCCGCCGCCGCAACAGCAGCAGCCAGUGCCUCGAGUCCGUCGUAGUCGUUCCCCCAGCGUUGCAGCAAGCACGGAGGAGUACAGCGACGACUUCGAUGUCCGCAGCGAACAGAGCGCACCCGAAGACGGACACGAGACCGUUGAUGUCGCUGCAGUUGCUGCUGAGGAGAAGGGGGAUGAGAAGCACUGA